Messenger RNA from Musa acuminata subsp. malaccensis (wild Malaysian banana), 1178 nucleotides. RefSeq names its product LOB domain-containing protein 40. Lineage: Eukaryota; Viridiplantae; Streptophyta; Magnoliopsida; Zingiberales; Musaceae. The record is from RefSeq and is a predicted model, not a curated record. Gene Ontology annotation, biological process: regulation of gene expression.
CCAUGGAAACCAGAGGCCAAACCUGGGAAACCCACGGCCGUGCUCCCACCCCACCAGUUAUAUACCCCCUUCUCUCCGCCUCCUCCUCCUCGCACAUCACCAUCGUCUUUAGCUGAGGUAGGAGUAGGAUUUCGACCAUGAGGAUGAGCUGUAACGGAUGCCGAGUGCUGCGGAAAGGGUGCAGCGAGAACUGCAGCAUCCGCCCGUGCUUGCAGUGGAUCAAGAACCCCGAGUCCCAGGCCAAUGCCACCGUCUUCCUCGCCAAGUUCUACGGCCGCGCUGGCCUCAUGAACCUCAUCAACGCCGGCCCUGACCACCUUCGCCCUGCUAUAUUUCGAUCUCUGCUGUACGAGGCUUGUGGGCGGAUCGUCAACCCUAUCUACGGCUCCGUCGGGCUGCUGUGGUCCGGCAGUUGGCAGCUCUGCCAGGCUGCGGUGGAGGCCGUGCUCAAGGGAUCCCCCAUCGUCCAGAUCCCUUCCGAGACGGUGGCCUCCAUCCCCGCCCCGCCGCUCAAGGCCUACGACAUCCGCCACGUCUUCAAGGGCCCCGGUGCCGCCGCCGCCUCCAAGGCCGCUGCGGAGCUGCACAAGGUCAACAAGCCCCGCUCCCGGUUCAAGCGCUCCGGGUCCAAGCCCGCCCGGGCGGCGACCCCCCCGCCCGAGUUCCAGCGCGCCCGGAGCCACGAGUCGGUUGCCAGCGACGCCACCGUGCCCGUCACGCCGUCGGCCGCUGCCGGGGGAGAAGACGGGGAGUGCCGGGAGAACGAGUGCAUGUCCUCCGCGGACACCGCGGAGGAGGCGUCGCACGUGAGCCAGGGCGAGCCGGAGCAGCCCGAUGAGGACGAGGUCGGCCUCGAACUCACCCUCGGCUUCGAACCGGUCUCCUCCGAGCCGGCUCCUCGGCCCGCUCCGGAGGCGCGACGCCACCUCAGCUGCUGGGAUGCGGACGCGUGCACGGCCGAUCUCGGCCUGGCACUGCCCGCGACAUCAUAAACCCAACCAAGGAGAGUGUUUUUAGCAUGUUUUGAGGAAUUUGUAUCGCAAUCAUCUCUCUCUCUCGCCUCUUUUGGGUAGUAUUAGGUGUUAGAUUAGAGUGGUUUAGUGUGUGUGUGUGUACAGAGACUAUGAGGUAUAUGUUCGCAGCCAUUCCCAUAUAUUAUUAGCAUGUAUCAUUAUGAA